UCAGCGGCAGACAGACAGCAGUACAGUUGUGUGCCUGUACAGACGUGCGCUCUUUACGCACCGGAUUAAAACAGGAUGUAGCGGUUUACAACAUGAACUGCGGAAGCCCUCGCGACUCUACCCCGCUUUGACUCGAUAUGUGACGGCUAACUUCACCCAGAAAUGUCCGCGUCUACCACCACCACCAACCCUACGAGCAACGCGGAGGAUAAGCAGCAGCAGAAGCAGCAGCAGCAGCAGCAGACAGGAGCCGACCGAGCGAGGUGCACCGUCCCCGGGUCUCGCUGCUCCUGACGCCCGCUCCAUGCCUCCGCUUUACCGCUCUGUCCUCCACGCCUCUCCCCGUCCGCUCUGGUUCUUUUUUGGGUUAUAAGAAGAGGAAGCGACAAUGGCAAACGCGGGCGACUGCUGCGUAAAGGUGGCAUUGAGGAUCCGUCCUCAGAUGGCCAAAGAGAAGCUGGAGGGCUGUCAUGUGUGCACACUGGUGACCCCCGGAGAGCCCCAGGUGCUUCUGGGUAAAGACAAAGCCUUCACCUUUGACUUUGUGUUCGACCUGGACUCGGAGCAGGUGCAGGUGUAUGACAGCUGCGUGCACAGGCUCAUCGAGGGCUGCUUCGACGGAUACAACGCCACUGUCUUCGCCUACGGACAGACGGGUUCAGGAAAGACGUACACGAUGGGCACUGGGUUCGACGUGAGCCUCAGUCCCCCAGAGAAGGGCAUCAUCCCACGGGCCGUGCACCAGCUGUUCCAGGGCAUCCAAGCCAGACGGGAGACGGCGCAGGAGACAGGAGUACCACCGCCUGAGUUUAAGGUCUCCGCGCAGUUCUUAGAGUUGUACAAUGAGGAGAUCCUGGACCUGUUUGAUGGAACCAGAGACCUGGAGUCCAGGAGCCGGAAGUCCAACAUCAAGAUCCAUGAAGACGGGAACGGAAGCAUCUACACCACAGGGGUCACCUCCAGACUGGUGCACUCAGAGGAGGAGCUGUUGCAGUGUCUGAAGUUGGGCGCUCUGUCUCGGACCACGGCCAGUACUCAGAUGAACGCUCAGAGCUCACGUUCCCACGCCAUCUUCACCAUACACCUGUGCCAGAUGAGGAUAUGCACCACACAACAGAACGGAGGAGAGGAGAGCUUAGAGGUGAACGGUGUGGACUCGUCUCUUUCUCAGCCCGAGUAUGAGACACUGAUGGCCAAGUUUCACUUUGUGGACUUGGCUGGAUCAGAGAGACUGAAGAGAACUGGAGCCACAGGAGAGCGGGCCAGGGAGGGCAUCAGCAUCAACUGUGGACUGCUGGCUCUGGGAAAUGUGAUCAGUGCUUUGGGAGAUCAGACCAAGAAGGCGGCGCAUGUGCCCUACAGAGACUCCAAACUCACUCGACUCCUGCAGGACUCACUGGGAGGAAACAGUCGUACUGUGAUGAUCGCGUGUGUGAGUCCUUCAGACAGAGACUUCAUGGAGACUCUGAACACUCUGAAAUACGCAAACCGAGCCAGAAACAUCAAAAACAAAGUGAUGGUGAACCAGGACAAGACGAGUCAGCAGAUCAGCGCUCUGCGGGCAGAGGUGGCACGACUGCAGAUGGAGAUACUAGAGUACAAGGCUGGUAAGCGUGUGGCGUGUGAGGACGGCUCUGAGGGCUUCAGUGAUCUGUUCCAGGAGAACUCCAUGCUGCAGCGAGAGAAUGACACUCUCCGGCUCAGGGUCAAAGCCAUGCAAGAAACUAUUGACCAUCUGAACAGCAGAGUGAGCCACCUGCUGGCCAACCAAGUCAGCCACCUGCUCACCAAGUCCAGUGAGGGGAACGAGGAGAUUGGAGCCCUGGUCCAAAACUACAUCAGAGAAGUUGAAGAACUAAGGUCUAAGCUUUUGGAGAGUGAAGCCAUGAACGAGUCCCUGCGUCGUCAGCUGACCCGGCUCUCCUCUCGAGCCCCCUUCCCCUCAGGCCCCACCCCCGGCCCCGUCGGCAUGGAGACAGAGACCAGCGACGUGAUUCGCCGAGCCAAACUGGACAUCGAGAGGCUGAAGAAGGAGAGGAGGCAGAGGAGGAUGAGCCCAGAGAUGGAGAAGGGUCUGAAGAAGCGAGUGAAGCUCCACACUCAAGAGAACGGAGAGAACGGCCACGGAGGAGACGAAAACGGACAGAAUGGACAGAACGGAGAGAUCGACUCGGACGACAACUACACAGAGGACCUAAUGUCUCCACUGCAGGAGGAGAGUGGCUGUGAGGAGGGGGAGGAGGAGGGGGAGGAGGAGGAGGGCAGAGAGGAGGAAGACUUCGACAGCGAUGAGAGCUGUGUGGACUCAGACUCCGACUCGGACGACAAAGCAGGUAACCUGCAGGCAGACCUGGCAGAGCUGACCUGUGAGAUGGAGAUAAAGCAGCGUCUGAUCGAUGAACUGGAGAACAGUCAGAGACGACUCCUGACUCUGAAACUCCAGUAUGAAGAGAAACUGAUUCUACUGCAAAACAAGAUACGAGACACACAACUGGAGAGAGACAGAGUACUGCACAAUCUCAUGUCUAUGGAGAAUUACACAGAGGAGAAGGCCAGUAAGGUGAAGCAGGAGUACGAGAAACGACUCAAAGAAAUGAACCGCGAUCUGCAGAAACUCCAGGCUGCACAGAAAGAACACGCCAGACUACUGAAAAACCAGAGCCGCUACGAGAGGGAGCUCAAGAAACUGCAGGGAGACCUGGAGGACAUGAAGAAAGCCAAGGUGGCGCUGAUGAGGCAGAUGAAGGAGGAGCAGCAGAAGAGGAAGUUGGUGGAUGCCAAAAGAAACCGAGAAAUCGCACAGCUCAAGAAGGAACAGCGCCGCCAGGAGUAUCAGAUCCGGGCUCUGGAGUGUCAGAAGCGUCAGCAGGAGCUGGUGUUGAGGAGGAAGACGGAGGAGGUGAGCGCUCUUCGCAGACUGGCCAAGCCUCUGUCGGAGCGCGCGGCCGGGAGGGUCGUCCAGCGCUGGAGCCACGCCUCUCCGGACUCGGGGGCCGAACUGUCCGCCUCCACCCCUGCGUCUGAGCCCGAUUCCGGGAGAGCGUCGGUCAGCGGCCUGGUGCGCCACUGGAACAACAAGAACAACAUGUACGGAGGAUACCUGGCUGAGAGCGAGGGCAGCAUGGACGGCACCAGGGUCAUCGGCAGCAGGAGGAAACUGGUGCGUAAACCCGCCCUCCUCCCUCACCUUAGCCCCACCCACAGAGCUGGCUCCGCCUCUAAAAUGGCACGUCAGAAAUGGCAGACGCUGGAACGAAGGAUCAGGGACAUCGUGGUGCAGAGGAUGACCAUCGCCAACGUGGAGGCCGACAUGGACAGACUCAUAAAGAAGCGAGAGGAGCUGAUUGCCCAACAGGAGGCGCUGUCCCAUAAAAGGGAGGUGCUUAUGGCGGAGGGGGAGGGGCCAGAGGCUGAGGACCGCCUCCUUCAGGAAAUAGGUGAAGACAUGGAAGUUCUGAACGCAAACAUCGACUACAUCAACGACAGCCUGUCUGACUGUCAGGCCACGAUCGUGCAGAUCGAGGAGACCAAGGAUGAGCUGGACUCUGUGGACACGUCUGUGGUCAUCAGCUCUUGUUCUUUGGCUGAAGCGCGCCACCUGCUGGACCAUUUCCUCAAAGCGUCCAUAGAUAAGAGUUUGCAGGUGGCGCAGAGGGAGUCUCAGAUCCGCCUGUUGGAGGGGCAGCUCAGACAGACCGAUGUGAUUGGCUCCUCCCAGAAUCACAUGAUCCUGGACGCGCUCAGAGAGAAGGCCGAGUGUAUCCCAGAACUCCAGGCUCUCAUACACAACGUAACACAGGAAAACGGCUACACCAGCACAGAUGAGGAGCCCUCUGAGUUCAGCCAGGCCUCAGACUGCAGUGUGUCCCAGAUGAAGGAGUCCAACAGUCAGGACGAUUUCAAGAUGAAGGUCAUGCAGUCGGAGCCCCGCUUGUCUGCUCAGAUAAAGGCGAUUUCCGCAGAGUGCUUAGGUCCUCCGUUGGAUGGUGGUAGUAGUAGUGGUAGUAGCAGUAAAGUGCAGUACAUCACAAAGUCCCUGGCAUCUCUGACCGAUAUCCAAGAGGACGGUCUGAGCUGUGUGAGCUUCAGUCUGUCCCUGAGAGAACCAACGCAGAGAGAGAGGGCCUCCAGAACCAUCAGCCUGCCCAUACGAGGACACACUUUCCCGCGUCAGUCUCGGGGAUAUGACACGUCUCCUCUCACCAGGAGGAAGUCCUACGACCGUCCGUACAGACCCACCGAUGGCUACACUCCUCCAUCUUCUCCUCCGCUCAGAACCAGGAAUGACAGAAAUGUCUUCUCUCGUCUGACCAGUAACCAGGCCCAAGGCUCGGCUCUGGACAAGGGUGUGAUCAGUCCUCUAGGGGGUGUGAAGGGCACCAGGACGGCCCCUCUGCAGUGCGUGUCUGUGGCUGAGGGACACUCCAAACCCGUGCUCUGUGUGGACGCCACCGACCAGCUGCUCUUCACCGGCUCCAAAGACCGCACGUGUAAGCUGUGGGACCUGGGCACGGGGCAGGAGGUGGUCACUCUCAAGGGACAUCCCAACAACGUGGUGUCUGUGAAAUACUGCUCCUCCUCUGGCCUGCUCUUCUCUGUGUCCUCGUCUUACAUCAAGGUCUGGGACAUCAGGGACGCCAACAAGUGUGUGCGGACGCUCACAUCUUCAGGUCAGGUCGUCAUGGGUGACGCUUGUGCCGGUACCACCACACGCACCAUCACAUUCGCUCAGGGCGAGUGUCAGAUUAACCAGAUCUCCCUGAACCCGUCUGGAUCUGUGUUGUACGCGGCCGCAGGCAACUCUGUGCGCAUAUGGGACCUGAACAGGAUGUGUGCGAUGGGGAAGCUCACAGGACACAUCGGCUCCGUCAUGUGUCUCACUGUGGGACAGUCUGUGCUCGGGAGAGACCAGGUCAUCACCGGAUCCAAAGAUCACUAUGUGAAGGUGUUUGACGUAGCAGAAGGAACUCUGGGAAAUGUAGGCCCGGCUCAUAACUUUGAGCCUCCUCACUACGACGGGAUCGAGUGCCUGUCCGUGCAGGGAGACGUGCUCUUCAGCGGCUCCAGGGACAAUGGCAUCAAGAAGUGGGACCUGGAUCAGCAAGAACUAACCCAGCAAAUCCCCAACGCUCACAAGGACUGGGUGUGUGCUCUGGCGCUGGUCCCGGGGCGCCCCCUGCUGCUCAGUGCCUGUCGUGGCGGGAUGCUCAAAGUGUGGAACGUGGACAACUUCAGCCCUAUAGGAGAGGUCAGAGGUCACGACAGCCCCAUCAACGCCAUCUGCACCAACGCCAAGCACAUCUUCACCGCCGCCAGUGACUGCCGGGUGAAGCUGUGGACAUAUGAGCCUGGUUUAACCCCGUGUUUACCGAGGAGGGUUCUGGCCAUAAAGGGCCGAGCCACCAGCCUCCCCUGAGCCUGACUCCUCUUCUGCGACAAGACGGUGAAGAUCUGGCUGUCAAAGGUGUCGAGAAAAAGGUGACAAAACCAAAAAAUUCAAACGGCAGCCAUGUUGUCUUCCCCAACUUCAAAACAAGACGCCAAACUUUAAGAAACUUUUUUCUACAACAAUCGAUUUCAAAACCAGGAUUAAGGACCGUGUUUUUGAUCCUUCACUUUCUUUACUGCCAAUUUUCAAGUGCCAUUCUUGCAUGACUGGAAAAAGAAAAAAAAUAACUUGAAGUACGUGAUGCGAGGAUUUUAUGGCAAAACAAGUGUCCUUUUUUGAGCAACAAACAAACUUUUCUGUGGAUAUUAGAAGAUUUAUAAUUUUCCUUAAUGACUUAAAACUGAAUUUGUACUGGAUGAACUCAACAUUGUAAAUACGUUUUUGAAGUACUUUUUGCAAUAUUGUAAACUAAGACUAUACUUCAAGAUUUCAACAAACGUCUGAGCCAAUAGGAUUUCACAAUUUUAUUUUAUUUAUUUAUUGUCCCGCCUACCUCAGUGGACUUGGAGGAAUCAACUUUUUACGGGUUUGGAUGUGCAAAUGUUUGGUGCUCAACUCAUUUUAAUAGGUACACCUGUUCUAAAGACACAUAUUUAAAGUUGUACUGUGUGACUUUUCUGGGUAACUAUUUCUGUCACCAUGGAGAUGUGAUUACUUCACUUGAAAUGCACCGCAGUAUGGCAUUAAACUCGUCUAUCACCUUGGAGAAAAGCAGAAGACACCACAGAGCCAAGUAGCCACAGAAGCUCUCGGUUUUAAAUAAAUGUAAGAUUGAUAAGUUUAA
Messenger RNA from Boleophthalmus pectinirostris (great blue-spotted mudskipper), 6233 nucleotides. RefSeq names its product kinesin family member 21B (gene kif21b). Bases 389 to 5416 code for a protein of 1675 amino acids. Gene Ontology annotation, biological process: mitotic spindle organization; microtubule-based movement. The record is from RefSeq and is a predicted model, not a curated record. Gene Ontology annotation, molecular function: microtubule motor activity; ATP binding; microtubule binding. Lineage: Eukaryota; Metazoa; Chordata; Actinopteri; Gobiiformes; Gobiidae. The transcript is spliced from 34 exons.